Molecule: messenger RNA, 3104 nt
Organism: Capsicum annuum
Lineage: Eukaryota; Viridiplantae; Streptophyta; Magnoliopsida; Solanales; Solanaceae
Product: digalactosyldiacylglycerol synthase 1, chloroplastic
Exons: 7
Coding region: 316-2706 (796 amino acids)
Biological process (GO): galactolipid biosynthetic process
Cellular component (GO): chloroplast outer membrane
Molecular function (GO): digalactosyldiacylglycerol synthase activity
Source: RefSeq, a predicted model, not a curated record
ACGUCAAAUGUAAGAUAAAGUAAUUCUUUAUUUUAUAUCAAAACUAUUUGUCGCUUGUAUCUUACAUAACCAAACCAAACAAACCCCUUAAAUGGACAAUUAUUUUGGAACUGAGCAUUAAUUUUUUAAUCUCCAAGAUCUUAGCCUUUAAAUUCUCAGCCGUCCCCUCCCUUUUCACUUCUUCCUUUGCUUCCCCAUACAUAUUGGGAGAGAAAUAGGAGAGCACUUUCCACUUUCCACUUGCCACUUGCCAAUCGGAACACUCCAAUUUCUUCUCGAAACCCUAAAAAGAUAAACUCAAAAUCUCUCCAGAAAAUGAUCAAUUUCCGUCCACCGGAGACCCGAACACGGCCGCCAGCCGGUACAAGUUCCGGUCCGAGCACCGCCGUUACGGCGGAGAAAGCGUUAUCCUUUAUCUCAAAAGGAUGGCAAGAAGUCCGAUCAUCGGCGGACGCAGAUUUACAACUGAUAAAAAACCGAGCUAACAAGUUCAAAAACAUAGCCGAUAGAGAACUGGAAAAUUUCCUAAAUUCAGCUUCAAUUUCGCCCUUUACAGGUCCAGUAAUUACGGCAUCUGCCGCUAAUACUCCGCCGGCGGAGAUUGAUUUCGUGAAGAAGCUACGACCGAAGUUAUCAGAGUUUCGUAGAGCGUAUUCGUCUUCGCAAGGGAAGCUGAAGAUUGAUUUAUCAGCGAUUAAGAAUGCGAUUGUGGCGGAGGUUGAAGAGGAAGAGGAGAGGGAGAGGGAGAGGGAGAGGGAGAGAUGGCGGAAGUGGAGGAAUGAGAGGAUUAAGGAAGAGAGAGGGCAAUUUGGGGAAUUUGAUUGGGAGCCUAUUAGAGCUUUUAAGACUAGGUUAAAGGAGCUGGAGGUGGAGAUAAAGGGAACAAGUUCGUCGCCGGCGGAAAUUUUUGAAGGGAUUAAGAACAGUGAAUUUGUUGGGAAAGUGAAAUCAAGCUUGAAAUCAAUUUGCAAGGAACCAGAAGAGACAAAGGGAGUGCCACCACUUGAUGUGCCUGAACUAUUGGCAUAUUUAGUUAGACAAUCGAGCCCAUUUUUGGAUCAAAUUGGAAUAAGAAAAGAUGUAUCGGAGAAGAUUGUGGAAAGUUUAUGCAGCAAAGGACAAAACAAGUUUUUGCUACAUUCCUUACCCGGAGGAGGGUCCUCAUUGAUUGAUGGUGAUAUUAUGAGUGAUGAACUAGAUUUAAGAAUCGCCAGUGUUCUUCAGAGUACUGGUCAUUGUUAUGAUGGUGGAUUUUGGGAAGAUUCCACCAAGCAGCACCUACCAGGUGAUAAGAGACAUGUAGCAAUAGUUACAACUGCUAGCCUUCCUUGGAUGACAGGAACUGCUGUAAAUCCUCUAUUCCGAGCGGCUUACUUAGCCAAAUCCGAAAAGCAGAAUGUUACCUUGCUGGUUCCAUGGCUAUGUAAGUCUGACCAAGAGUUGGUUUAUCCAAACCAACUUACUUUUAGUUCUCCUGAAGCUCAAGAGCUUUAUAUACGCACUUGGCUCGAGGAACGAAUUGGUUUCAAGGCUGACUUCAAAAUUUCAUUUUACCCUGGAAAGUUCUCCAAAGCAAGGCGGAGUAUAUUACCAGCUGGAGAUACUUCUCACUUUAUCCCAUCUAGGGAUGCAGAUAUUGCAAUUCUGGAGGAGCCAGAACAUCUCAAUUGGUACCACCAUGGAAAACGUUGGACUGAUAAAUUUAACCACGUCGUUGGCAUUGUUCACACAAACUAUUUGGAAUAUAUCAAGAGGGAAAAGAAUGGGGCUCUUCAAGCCUUUUUUGUGAAACAUAUCAACAAUUGGGUCACAAGAGCAUAUUGCGACAAGGUUCUUCGUCUUUCUGCUGCUACGCAAGAUUUACCCAGAUCUUUGGUCUGCAAUGUUCAUGGUGUCAAUCCAAAGUUUCUGAAAAUAGGAGAAAAAGCAGCUGCAGAUAAACAAAGUGGCCAGAAAGUUUUCUCUAAAGGGGCAUAUUUCUUGGGCAAAAUGGUUUGGGCGAAGGGAUACCGGGAGUUGAUAGAUCUCUUAUCAAAGCACAAAACUGAGUUUGAUGGCUUUAAUUUGGAUGUAUUCGGCAAUGGGGAAGAUGCUCAUGAAGUACAGAGUACGGCAAAGAGGUUGAAUCUCAAUGUCAACUUCAUGAAAGGCAGAGACCAUGCAGAUGAUUCUCUUCAUGGUUACAAAGUCUUCAUAAAUCCUAGUAUAAGUGAUGUGCUCUGUACUGCGACAGCCGAGGCUCUUGCAAUGGGGAAAUUUGUAGUCUGUGCGGAUCACCCAUCUAAUGAGUUUUUCCAGGCAUUUCCCAACUGUUUGACUUACAAGACACCUGAAGACUUUGUAGCAAAAGUUGAAGAGGCAAUGUCUAGCGAGCCUCGACCUCUCACUCCUGAGGAGCAAUACAAGCUAUCAUGGGAAGCUGCUACACAGAGGUUUAUGGAAUAUUCCGACAUUGAUAAGAUUUUGAGUAGUGAAACAACUCUGGACAGGAGACGUCGGAAGGGCAUGGGUAAAUCAGUUUCCAUGCCAAACCUAGAAGGGAUGGUUGAUGGGGGUCUGGCAUUUGCUCACAAUUGGCUCACAGGGAACGAGUUCUUGAGGUUGUGUACCGGCGCAAUACCCAGAAGUCGGGAUUAUGACAAAGAGCAUUGCAAUGAUCUCCAUCUAUUGCCUCCUCAGGUACAAAACCCAAUAUAUGGUUGGUAAAUAGAAUACAUAACUGACAUGUAUAUCAUUAUUUCUGAUAUGUAUUAUAGGAUACGUUAAGCAAACUGGAUGCUUGUUAAUCCUCAGCUCCAAUGCUAACGCUCCAGGUCUUGAUGCUUUCUAGCUGUUGAUGCAGUUAAACCUGCAGGUAUAGUUUAUAGGAUCAUACGUAAAGUUUGUAACUUGUAAUAGUCGUACCUCUCCUGUUUACGUUAAUGGCAUCGGCGAUAUUCCAAGUUUAGGAUUAGUUUGUCUCUUAAAUUCUUUUACAUGGCUGGAAAAUGUCCACCAGCAGAAGCAGCCAGCCGGUCUCUUGGACUACAGUAUACACUUGUACCGACUUGUUAUAUUGUAGUUUUGAACUGUAGCAGCAUGAAUAUUGCUCGUCGCUUGAAAUA